UUUUACUCAAAGGACCCCCGUGCAGGCGGACAGGCCGCUCUUUCUGCGCCUCUCAUGUGCUUUUUAUCAGAUGGAAGCGGACGUGUUGAACCCGCAGAUUAUGGCGGACGUUAACGGGAACAAUAAAAUCUCCGGCGCCGAGCUGGAGGUGUUGAAGCUGCAGGAGCUGGUGCGCAAACUGGAAAAGCAAAACGAACAAUUGCGGACUCGAGCGAACGCGGUCGGGCCGACCGCGUUGUCGUGGCCGCACAAAGCCUGUCCCGGCGAGCGGCGCCCUUACAGCGAGCCCAUCGACUACUUCCAGCCGAGCUUGGCGCGUCUGGACGCGGCCGAGCCGGACGGCGGUGCCGCUGGACCCGCGACCCUCCUGGAGGAGCUGGACCUGUUAGACCUGAACGCGGUGCUGCCGGUCGGGAACCCCGAGAGCUGGCUGUAUGUGAGUCCCAAAGCCAAGCCACAGGCCCAGAGUUCACUCAGCCCUCUUCAGUGGUGCAGGCAGGUACUGGACCACCCGGGACCGGAGGUGGAGCUGGCUAAGAUGACCCUCUGUCACAGGCUGGACCAAGCUAAGCGGUGGCGAGGAGUGUCCUCCGUCCGUCCGUACAGCUGCAUAGAGGGACUGUCCACCAUCAGCUGUCCCGUGCUGCCUUACACUAAACCCGCCGCGCUAACCGAGUCCCCAGCUCCAAUCCUGUCAUGCAGUCAGGCUUUGGUGCCGCCGGCGCUCAGAGCGAGCUGCAGCCUGAGUGGCAGAUCUCCCACCUUCUUAUCCAACGCCACCCUCCACAAUGCAGGCCGCCGGCACGCAGCAAUCAGCCCACAGUCAUCGGUGGACAGCGAGGCGGGUGUGUCAGAGCUGGAGGACGACUCCAUCAUGAGCUACAAGCUGCAUGACAUGACCGACGUGGAGGUCAUGGCACGACUUCAGGAGGAGAGUCUCCGACAGGACUACGCUUCUACCUCGGCCACAACCAGCCGCCGCAGUUCCAGCUUCUCCAUACAGUCCCUCAGGUGCAGCCAGCUGGACCUGGAGGAGGAGGACGAGGAGCACCAAGGCUACGACCAGCUGCCUCCUCCUCAGCCCCGCCUCUUUCGCACAGGCUCUAUGCAGCGGGGCGGUCUGCCCCACUCUCACACCUUCUCCAGUAUCAGAGACUGCAGGCGCAGCUCAUCCAGCCCUCAGUAUUCCCUGAGCGGACUGUCUCAGUACUCUGGAUCGUCCAGCCUGACCACAGAAACACACACAGUGUACAGGAACUCCACAGACAAACUACGGAGAAGCUUGCCCAACCUGAUCCGAACUCCCAGCAUGCCAAGUGUUCCCAGCAUUCCUUGCCUGGCUUCCCCUGUCAACCCCUCACCCGGCCCCUCCUCUUUGCCAACAAUGCCCUCCCUCCGGAACAGUCAGAGCUUUGACUCGUCUAGCGCGCUCACACGCCUCCAGUCCUUCAUUCCAUCACCAGGCCAACUCAGUCAGCGGGUCCAGAGCGUGGGGAAUUUUCCAACCAUGACCCGACAUCCACUAAAAGCCACAGCCUACGUAAGCCCUACAGUCCAGCAGAGCCCCGCCUCCACCGCCUUGACCACCUCCACCAGUCUCCACUCCAUCCCCAGCAGUGCCGCACUGCCUCAGCCCCUCAAACCCAGCGGCAGUUUGGUACCUCAGCCCCUGAAAGUCGCCGCCAACCAGCCGGCCGUCACCCGCAGCUCCCUGCCUCGCCCGGCUUCUUUUGUAGGAACCGCCGCAACUAUGCGAUCUAGCAAAAUCUCCCUGCCCACACGCAGUUUGCUGACUCCCCCAAAGAGCCUGUCUGCGCUGAGCACCCUGAGGGACGGCAGCUGGAAAGACGGCUGCUACUGAGACCAGUUAAACUGACGUGCACGGGUUGAACAGGGUAACGCUGCGCGAGAAAAACAGAUUCAAACCCGUGCUGACAGGCGAGCCCAGACUUUGGCUGUGAACUUUGAAGGAUGGACCAUGUGGGGUGCAGUACAGGUCCAGCAGGCUGGAUCUUAACUUUAGUACCUGAUAUAAGAUGGACACUGUGGUGCAGCCUGGAAAUGUUCUCAAAAUUAGAUGUUAAGAAACCAUGAACCUGAACCUCUU
Messenger RNA from Thalassophryne amazonica, 2107 nucleotides. It is a transcript of the gene slain1a, whose product is annotated as SLAIN motif family, member 1a. The coding region runs from base 71 to 1861 and encodes 596 amino acids. Gene Ontology annotation, cellular component: microtubule plus-end. The transcript is spliced from 13 exons. Gene Ontology annotation, biological process: cytoplasmic microtubule organization; positive regulation of microtubule polymerization; microtubule nucleation. Lineage: Eukaryota; Metazoa; Chordata; Actinopteri; Batrachoidiformes; Batrachoididae. The record is from RefSeq and is a predicted model, not a curated record.